Messenger RNA from Fragaria vesca subsp. vesca, 2315 nucleotides. RefSeq lists its product as uncharacterized. NCBI's taxonomy places the organism in Eukaryota, Viridiplantae, Streptophyta, Magnoliopsida, Rosales, Rosaceae. The transcript has 10 exons. Gene Ontology annotation, molecular function: lipase activity. Gene Ontology annotation, cellular component: extracellular region. Gene Ontology annotation, biological process: lipid metabolic process. The coding region runs from base 69 to 2315 and encodes 748 amino acids. The record is from RefSeq and is a predicted model, not a curated record.
CGCCAACAAUUGUCAUUUAUUCUCUCGUAUAUAUUUUUCCUCUUUGGACCGGAGGAAAUUCCAAAAGAAUGGGGUUCCUCUCUUCUUCUUCUUCAUCAUCUUCUUCCUCUGGUGCCUUGAUGUCUUCUUCGAAGAAGCUCUUGAUCUUUGUUUGUAGUCUUGCUAUGGUUUUAGGGCACUACCCCAGAAUCACAGAGUGUCGGGUGCAGAUACCACCGGGAAAGACAUUGCCGGCGAUUAUAAUUUUCGGUGAUUCGAUCAUGGACACCGGCAACAACAACAAUCUUAAGUCAGUUAUCAAAUGCAAUUUCCCUCCUUAUGGUCAAAAUUUCCCUGGAAAAGUUCCAACUGGUAGAUUUGGCAAUGGAAAGGUUCCCUCAGACUUCAUAGCUCAUGAAUUGGGAGUCAAAGAGUUUGUGCCGCCAUAUGCGGAUACUAGUCUAACUCCUGAAGAACUCAGCACCGGAGUCUGCUUUGCUUCAGGUGGCACCGGAUAUGACCCUCAGACACCCGAGUUAGUAUCAGUUAUAUCGCUAUCGGAUCAGUUGAACAGCUUCAAAGAGUAUAUAGGGAAGCUGAAAGCUAAUUUUGGCGAGGAGAGAACAAAUUUCAUCCUCGCCAACAGUCUCUUUCUGGUGGUCGCCGGUAGCGAUGACAUUGCCAACACCUAUUUCACUAUCGGCAUCAGAAAGGCACAAUACGACGUCCCUGCUUACACUGACCUUAUGGUCAACUCCGCCACUAAUUUCCUUCAGGUAGAUCUGUAUGCACUUGGGGCUAGAAGGUUUGGUGUUUUCAGUGCACCACCAAUAGGGUGUGUGCCUUCACAGAGAACUCUAGGUGGAGGAAUUCAAAGACAGUGUGCAGAAGAAUACAACGACGCAGCGAAGCUAUUCAACUCUAAGCUGUCGGCAAACAUGAAGUCCUUAAAUUCAAAGCUGCCCGAUAGUAGAAUGGUUUAUAUCGAUGUUUACACUCCUAUACUUGAUAUCAUUCUAUACCCUACGAAAUACGGGCUUAAAGUGGCGAAUAAAGGUUGCUGCGGCACAGGGGUACUAGAGGUGGCGAUAUUAUGCACCAAAUUGUCUCCGACGUGUGAAAAUCCAGGGGAUCAUGUGUUCUGGGAUAGUUAUCACCCUACUGAACAAGCAUACAGUGUGCUCAUUCCUCCACUUCUCCAGAAGUACGUAAACCACCUAAGUUGGAGAUCGAGAACCAGAUUCAGAAUGGACGCAGCAAGAGCAAUAUUACUGUGUGUUCUUUGUUAUAUUUUGAUGUGCAAUGAAGGUUUAGCCAUGAAGCCAAUGAAGCUUAAGCUACCGGCGAACGUAAGUGUUCCGGCAGUGAUUAUGUUCGGAGAUUCAAUAGUAGAUACGGGCAACAACAACAACAACAUGAAGACAUUUGCUCGCUGCAAUUUCCUCCCCUAUGGCAAAGACUUCGAAGGUGGACUUCCAACCGGACGAUUCUCAAAUGGAAAAGUUCCGGCUGAUCUUUUAGUUGAAGCAUUUGGAAUCAAGGAGCUGUUGCCGCCCUAUAUGGAUGGAUCCCUAGAGCCUAAUGAUCUCCUUACCGGUGUUAACUUAGCUGCAGGAGGUGUAGGUUAUGACCCCUUGACAUCAAAAAUCGCAGCAGUUGAAUCGCUGUCCGAUCAGCUGGAACAGUUCAAAGAGUACAUAGAAAAGCUGAAAGGAAUUGUUGGAGAAAAGAGAACAAACUUCAUAAUAUCAAAUAGUAUGAUCUUUGUGGUAAUAGGAAGCAAUGACAUUUCCAAUACCUAUUUUCUUCUCGGUGCGAGGAAAUUGCAAUUUGAUCUUCCUUCUUACAUCGACUUCAUUCUCAACCAUGCUUCCGAAUUCUUCAAGGAAUUGUAUCGACUUGGGGCACGAAGAAUAGCCGUUUUGGGUGUACCAGCUAUUGGGUGUGUGCCAUCCCAAAGAACAAUAGGAGGAGGCGUCGGAAGAGAUUGCGACGAGAAGCAAAACCAAGCAGCGGAGCUCUUCAACUCCAAACUAUCUGCAGAGAUGAAUCACCUUAGACAUACACUUCCCGACUCUAAGUUCACCUACAUGGACGUCUACAACCCACUACAAGAUAUCAUCAAAAACCCUAACAAAUACGGAUUUGAAGUGGUGAAUAAAGGGUGUUGUGGAACAGGGAUGUUAGAGGUGACCAUUCUUUGUAAUAAAUGGUCACCGAAAACAUGUUCAAACGCGUCGACAUAUGUGUUUUGGGACAGUUAUCAUCCUACGGAAAGAGCAUAUCAGAUCCUUAGCCAUCAAGUACUUCAAAACACAAUUCAUUCUUUCUUCUAA